Messenger RNA from Linum tenue, 1404 nucleotides. The record is from the annotation of a GenBank genome assembly. NCBI's taxonomy places the organism in Eukaryota, Viridiplantae, Streptophyta, Magnoliopsida, Malpighiales, Linaceae.
AUGCUAGUGACUAGUGAGGAAGGGGCAGAAGUGGAAUGAAAGAAAAAGUCGUGUUAAGGGGCGUGUGUACCGCCACCGCCUCACAAACUUCUCUUUGUAGUAUCCUCUUUUCUCGCAGCUUCCUCCCCGUUCUUAUUUCUAGCUUCAGAUCUACGAGUACGACCUUCCUCCAUCCCCAGAAACACCCCAAACCCUAGAGCUCUCCUCCAUUCCGCGAUCUACCCUCUCUCUCGCCCUCUCACAGCGAUGGCGUCGUUCAACGAAGCUCCCCCCGGCAAUGCAGAUAGCGGCGCCAAGAUCUUCAAGAUGAAGUGCGCCCAGUGCCACACCGUCGAGAAAGGCGCUGGUCACAAACAAGGUUCAGAUUCUGUAUGGGCGAGGCUUCAGUUUUGGGGUGGACCGAAUUUGAAUGGACUUUUUGGAAGGCAGUCUGGUACAACCGCGGGCUAUUCCUACUCUGCUGCUAACAAGAACAUGGCUGUCAAUUGGGGAGAAAAUACGUUGUACGACUACUUGCUUAAUCCGAAGAAGUACAUUCCUGGAACUAAGAUGGUGUUCCCUGGAUUGAAGAAGCCACAGGAUCGUGCAGACCUUAUUGCAUACCUGAAGGCAUCGACUGCUUGAUUCUUGUGCCGGUUUUGACACAGAUUUGUGUUUACCAUUUGUCACUGGUUAAUAGUUUUCCCUAAUCGGACUUUGUUUUUCCUGAAAGAGAAACAUUAGGCAUUUCUUGAAAAUAAAGACAGCGAUUAGGGUGGGUAAGCCCUAUGUUAUUUUGGAUUAGGGGAAAGAAUAUACUUGUUUGAGACUACUGUUGCGAGGCCGUCUUGUAGACCUCAGAAUUCAAUAUCCAAAAGCCUUAUAUAAGGAGCUAGAUUAUCGCUCUUUUUCUUCUUCUUCUUACUCCGGGUGGUAGACUGAUAAUGCCUGGUUUUUUUUACUGCUGUGAUUCAAAUUUGUUUGGAUGAUUUGUGCUGCUCAUAUAGUUGUUCUUAGUCUUUGGCGAAGCAUGAAAGUCAAACCGAGUUAUUUUCUCAAGACUCGUGAUUCUGGCGUAACAGAUGAUUGGCAUGUGCAGAACUCACUGUUGGAAAGCUAAGAAUGUGGCCAAAUAUGUCUAUUCGUUCGACUUGGUUUACCACAUGACACAACAUGGAGUGCUGUGAGUGUGUUCGUCUUUCCCAAUAUUAUUGAUUCCAAAUUAUAUGAACUUGCGUUCCUUGUACUGGCGGAGCCAGCCAAGUGUAGGUUAGAAUAGGGGUGGUAUUGGGUCGGACUUUACCGGUUUUCGGUAUGCGAGUGUGGGUAAGGGGGAAUCGACUAUCGAUACCGGUUUGUAAUCGAUUUAUCGGUUACCGAAUUACUGGUAAACGGUUAUAAACCGGUUUUACUGACUUACCGUAA